UCGCUAGGGUUUGCACAAGUCAUCCUGGCUGCCUACGCUUUUCUGGUGAAUCCUUACUUUGCCAGCAUGGAAAGCUAAGUGUUUCCCAAAGUACUUGGUUUUUAUCCCUUGCAGAAGAGGAAGUAAUGGACAAGACACCUAAGAAACAGCCCCUCAGGGAAACCAGCAGAGCAAGCAGACUUGAAAGAAAAACGCAAGAGAAAGACAAAGAAGAUGAGAGCAAAGAGGAAGACAGUUGUAGCCAACAAAACAGAACUUCUAGGAGAAAAAACUACCAAAGAGAAAACAGUGAUGGAAAAAAGGCAGGAAAGGAAGGAAGCUGGCAGAGGGAGAGAGGCAGAAAGGCUCCUACCAAAGAUCAAAAGGAGUCAGAAAACAAAGAAAGGAAAACAACCAAGAAAGGAAAGGACGGGGAGGACAAACAGAAGACAGACAGGAAAAACAGUACUUCUGCUUCUUCCAACUCAUCCGAUGAGGAGUCGCUGUCAGAGGAAGAACUUGCGAUGGUGAUGGAGCAAGUGGAGCAAAAGAAAAAACUGAUUUCCACCAUGAGAAACAAGCCCUGGAGGAUGGUGAAGAAGCUCUCAGUGCUCAGGGAGGCACAAGCUUUUGUAGAGAAGUUUGAAGGAGCUCUGGGAAAAGGGAAGGGCAAAAAGUUGUACGCAUAUAAGAUGAUGAUGGCAAAGAAAUGGGUGAAAUUUAAGAGAGACUUUGACAAUUUUAAAACCCAGUGCAUACCCUGGGAGAUGAAGAUAAAAGAAGUGGAAAGUCACUUUGGCUCCUCAGUCGCUUCCUACUUCAUAUUUCUGCGGUGGAUGUAUGGAGUAAAUCUUGUCCUUUUUGGGUUAAUAUUUGGACUGGUUAUAAUUCCAGAGGUCCUGAUGGGAAUGCCAUAUGGGAGCAUGCCAAGGAAAACUGUACCCCGGGCUGAACAAGCAAGAGCGAUGGAUUUUUCAGUUCUUUGGGAUUUUGAGGGCUACAUCAAAUACUCAGCACUCUUUUAUGGCUACUACAACAACCAGCGGACAAUUGGCUGGUUAAAAUACAGGCUACCAAUGGCAUAUUUCAUGGUUGGGAUCAGUGUAUUCGGCUACAGCCUGAUGGUUGUUAUAAGAUCGAUGGCACGCAAUGCCAAUGAAAGUACAGCAGACGGGGAUGAUGACAACUUUAUUUUCAGCUGGAAAAUGUUCACCAGCUGGGACUACCUCAUUGGCAACCCAGAGACAGCGGACAACAAGUUUGCAUCCAUCACCACCAGCUUCAAGGAGUCUAUUGUGGAUGAGCAAGAAAGCAACAAGGAUGAGAACAUCCACCUGAGGAGGUUCCUGCGGGUUUUGGCCAACGUCCUCAUCAUAUGCUGCUUGUGCGGAAGUGGCUACCUCAUUUAUUUUGUGGUGAAACGCUCUCAGACAUUUUCCAAAAUGCAGAAUGUUGGGUGGUAUGAAAGAAAUGAGGUUGAAAUUGUGAUGUCCUUGCUGGGCAUGUUUUGCCCUCCACUGUUUGAAACCAUCGCUGCACUAGAAAAUUACCAUCCCCGCAUCGGGCUGAAAUGGCAGCUGGGGCGGAUCUUCGCGCUCUUCCUUGGGAACCUCUACACAUUUUUGUUGGCCUUGAUGGAUGAUGUUAAUGAAAAACUGGCUGAAGAGGACGCGGUGAAGAACAUCACACACUGGACACUGCUUGGCUACCACAACUCAUCUGUGGGGAAUGGCAGCACUGCCACCCCACCUCCCCUUGAUCCCGCAGACGUGCCCAGGGGACCGUGCUGGGAGACAACCGUUGGCAUUGAGUUCGUAAGGCUCACUGUGUCUGAUAUCCUGGUGACCUACAUAACCAUCCUGGUAGGAGAUUUCUUCCGAGCUUGCUUCGUCAGAUUUGUGAAUUACUGUUGGUGCUGGGACCUAGAGGCUGGAUUUCCAUCCUAUGCUGAGUUUGACAUUAGCGGCAAUGUUUUGGGCCUGGUCUUCAACCAGGGAAUGAUUUGGAUGGGAUCCUUUUAUGCACCAGGGCUCAUGGGUAUAAACGUGCUGCGCUUAUUAACCUCCAUGUAUUUUCAGUGCUGGGCUGUCAUGAGUAGCAAUGUCCCUCAUGAAAGAGUCUUCAAAGCAUCCAAGUCUAACAAUUUUUACAUGGGACUUUUGCUGUUGAUCCUGUUCCUCAGUCUCCUGCCUGUGGCUUACACCAUCAUGUCCCUGCCUCCCUCCUUUGACUGUGGACCGUUCAGUGGAAAGAAAAGGAUGUAUGAAGUCAUUCAAGAGACCAUUGAGCUCGAUUUUCCACUUUUUGUUGCAAAGAUCUUCAGCUAUGUGGCAAAUCCAGGACUGAUCAUACCUGCAAUUCUGCUCAUGGUCCUCGCCAUCUAUUACCUAAAUGCUGUGGCUGAAGCGUACCAGCGCGCCAAUGCAGAGCUGAAGAAGAAAAUGCAAAUGCAACGUGAAGAGGAAAAAAACAAGAGAAACAACAAAGCCAGCACAAACCCUGCGCUGCAAGACCUGGAGGAUUUACUUACACCAAGUAUGAAGAGUGAAAGUCACUCCAAACAAGCAGAAGACAAGAAAACAGAGUCUUCUAAUAGAACAAGCCCUGUCAGGAAACAAAGCAAAGCAGCAGCCCUGGAUGGCAGCCCCAUGACUGGUGGGAGAGGAGCAGCGUUCAACCUGCCGCCACACGUGUUCUUGACACAGCCACCAACCCUGGGUGUCUGGUCACCUUACCCUGGCCAGCCCAGACCAAGGGGGCAUCCACCAGGACCAGUCCCUGGAAGGGGGAGAGGACAUCCACGCUACUCACAUGCUGCUCGAUAAGGUCAGCAACACUUCUCCCAUUUGACAUUAAAACGGAGGUGCUGCAUGAACUAUUGUAGUUUUAGCAGGAAAUACUCUUCAUUGGUCAUCCACUCAUGAUGGUCUCUAUCUAUCAAACACUAUCUAAACCAGCUUUGUUUAGAAGCUUAGUAGUAGUACGGAGUUAUAACCCACAAUGGCUGUGCUGUUUUUGAUUGUGAGGAAACAGGAGGCAAUCAGGAUGGGAAUCAGCUGUGGCAUUGCUAAACUGCUACAUACAGGAUGGAUGCAGCCCUGUGUCCACUAACAGCGGCACAGUGAGCCCGCUCUGUGGUGUGAGUGCUUGUCAGUCCCUUCAAAUGCUUCUUCAGUUAAUAAAAGGAGUGUGAGUUUACCUGUCAUAUCGACAAAGGGUUUUUUUUUGCUGUCGUCCGU
This is a messenger RNA of Phalacrocorax carbo (great cormorant), 3218 nucleotides long. The record is from RefSeq and is a predicted model, not a curated record. Lineage: Eukaryota; Metazoa; Chordata; Aves; Suliformes; Phalacrocoracidae.